AUGACUGAAGCGUUGGUGAAGUAUAUGGAAAAACUAGAUGACCUACCGCCAUUUGUAUGUAGGAGUGCAGCAGAACUGCGCGAAUUGGAUGAAAAGGUUGAAAAACUCGUACGUGAGAUAGAACUUCGUGUCGUUGCUCAAGUAAAGAAUUUGAAAAAGUUCACUAAAGAACAACGAUUGAAAUACUAUAAGGAGACACAGGCCAUGUACAAGGAGGUAGACAAGCUGGGUGAGAGAAAAGUGAAGCUUGCUCAAAAGAUGUACGAUACCGUUGAUAACCACAUUAAAGAGAUGGACCAGCAAAUUACAGAGUUUCACGAGGCACAGCGAAGAAAAUACAAAGCCGAACAUGGUGUAAAUCCAGGACCUUCAAAUUCAGCAGAUCAAAGAAAACGGUCUAAUAUGUCAACAAUAAGGGUUGACAAGAGGAAGAAGCCUAUGGAUGUGAAAACUUCCGAAAACGCGCCUUUUGUGGACCACUUCAAACAAGCACCUCUGACCUCCGUUGAUAUGCCAGUCGACCCGAAUGAACCCACGUACUGCAUCUGUCACCAGGUAUCGUUUGGGCAAAUGGUCGCUUGUGAUGGUCCGGAUUGUAAAAAUGAGUGGUUCCACUUCCAGUGCGUAGGUUUGACUUCGUCUCCCGUCGGAAAAUGGUACUGUGAUCAAUGCAAGGAGGCUAGAAAGAAGAAGAUGAAGCAGUGA
Cooperia oncophora is the source of this 705-nucleotide messenger RNA. The record is from the annotation of a GenBank genome assembly. NCBI's taxonomy places the organism in Eukaryota, Metazoa, Nematoda, Chromadorea, Rhabditida, Trichostrongylidae.